Molecule: messenger RNA, 1070 nt
Organism: Polistes dominula (European paper wasp)
Lineage: Eukaryota; Metazoa; Arthropoda; Insecta; Hymenoptera; Vespidae
Gene: Ho
Product: heme oxygenase
Biological process (GO): heme oxidation
Molecular function (GO): heme oxygenase (decyclizing) activity
Source: RefSeq, a predicted model, not a curated record
UACGACACGACGGCGACGACGACGACGACGACGACGACAUGACGAGUGACUAAAUGACGUUCGACAUAAUAGCAAUGGUAUUUUCUAAGUGAUGGUUCUUCUAUAAAAAGAGUUAUGAAGCGCGCGGGAAUUCGUUAAAAUGACUACAUAAAUUGAUCUAAAUCAAAUUUAAUUGAAAGUUUUUUCUAUAACGACUCGUUUACAAAAAAAAAAAAAAAACAAACCCUUCUUACAAAAUGACGGACAAGGAGGAAGAUACGUUUUGUAAAAAAAUGCGUAAAGCUACAAGAGAAAUUCAUGCCAUUAGUGAUGCUUUGGUAAACGCUAAAUUAGCAUUCGGAUUUCUCGAUGAUUCUGUAUGGGCUGAUGGUCUUCUGGUCUUCUAUGAAAUUUUCCGCUAUCUAGAAGGUGCAAUGAUUAGAUUAAAAAAUACUAAAAUUGGAUUAUUACAUCUUACUGAAUUACAACGUACUGAGGCUUUUGAUCAAGAUCUUGAAUACUAUUUGGGAAAGGGAUGGAUGAAAAACUAUAGUCCUAGAGACAGUGUUAUUAAAUACCUGAUGCGUUUAAGAGAAAUAGAAGAUACAGAGCCCACUUUACUUAUGGCAUAUAUUUAUCACCUUUAUAUGGGUCUUCUUAGUGGAGGAAUUAUUUUACGAAGGAAAAGGCAACUUAUGCAAAAGAUUUCACCUUUCAAAGAAGUAACUAGUUGUGGCAAUAAUAUCACGGACUUUAAAAAUCAUAACAUCUUUGAAUUAAAACGUGAUUUGCGUGAAACGAUGAAUAAAAUAGCUGAUACGUUGGAUGAAGAUACUAAAAAUAAACUCAUUGAAGAAAGUAAAAUAGUUUAUGCCUUAAACAAUGAAUUAAUUAGAAGUGUACGUGGUGCAGGCACUGUUAUCUUCAAAAAAAUAUUUUAUUUCAUUAGCGCACUCAUACUUAUUUUAAUUGUCUUCCUAGUCUUUUUUAAAUAAUAACGAUAAUAGAUCAUUCUCUAUAAAACUUUCUUAAAUUAUGUUUUAAUAUAUUUUUAACUAAUAUUGCACUUGAUCUGAAAAAUAAAUUAUUCA